GUUUUGUUUGAAUGAGUUAUCAUCAGUUAAAUUAAUGAAUUGAUAACUUUAGAUUUGUUUAUUUAUUCAUUGAUCACAAUCAACGUCAUAAAUGAUGAAUAAUAGCAUUCAGAAGUCAUUAUUAAGCACUGAUGAUGUACAGUUACCUUCAGUUAUAUCGGAAUCAUCAUGGACAAAUCAAGUGGAUUCACCGGCAACGGCAACAACAAUAACAACGAUGAUGACGACAACAACGGUAACAAGAACAUCAACAACAACAACCACCACAACAUCACCAUCAUCAUCAGCUUCAUCUACAUCCUGUAGUGAUUAUCAUUUUGAUGGACCGCAUCAUUUACAUUUGUUAUUUCGAUAUCCUCAUAAAUGUUUGAGUAAAUUUCAGAAAAACAAAUCGAAAUUUCAAUUGAGCCAAGAAUCAGGUAUAAAGUACCAUCAAACACAAUCAAGAAAUCAUGAUCUACGCAUAAAACUUGAACGUGAAUUACGUCAAAAAGUACGUCAAGCUGUACAAACUCCACCACGUGAACGUAUGAUUCGUAGACGUUUAAUUGAAUUUGAACAUGCAAUACACAAACGUUUAGAAAAUGAUGAAGAGAAAAAGAAACUUGUCAUACAAAUGAAUGAUUUAUUAAGUUUAAAAGUAACCAGUUCAACUGAAUCAACUACUAAUAGUUUGAAUGAAAUAAAUAGCAUGGAUUUACGUUUGCAUCCAGAAUCAUAUCAUCAAAAUUUAGAUUGGUCUAAAAAAUCCAACACGAAAAUGAAUAAUGAUCAAAAAACUAUAUUAUGGAAUAAAAGAAGUGGAUUAUUAUUGGAGAAAAAAGAAAAGAAAUGUUUAAAAUUUACAUUAACUACAAAAGAUGAUCAUGAAACUAGUAGCAAUGAGUAUCAAGCUUCUGUAGAUAGUAAUGAAAUAGAUAUGAUGAAUGAAAAUACAUUUGAAAGAAGCAAAUCACCAUUAUAUUUAAACAAUAAUUUUAACAGUGCAUGCUUUCAAAAACAUCAUUUAUCUACUGAACAAAAAGCGCGUACAAACAACAACAACAAUCACAAUCUAUUUGACAAUGAUCAGUGUAUGCAUUCAACAAUACCCAAUACUAAUACCGCCUAUUCACAAUUUAUGUUAAAUAAAUUUCAAAAUUUUAAAAAUACCAUUGUUAAUAUGAAACGACCAUUGAUCAAUUCAAUUGUGAAUACAACAAUUGCUGCUAAUAAUUUAGAAUAUAAUGAAUAUGAUCAAUUGUUAAAUGAUUCUUUUACAUUCAAUUGGAACAUUGAACACAAUUCGUAUGACAAUCAAACAACUGAACAUGAUUAUGAAGAUGAUGAUGUUGAUGAUAAUGAUGAUGAUAAUAAUAAUGAUGAUGACAUGGAUAAACGUAUUACUAGUCAAUUAAGUAAAUAUUAUCAAAUGACACAAAGUUAUUUAACCGAUGAAGAUGUACAACUGAUACAUAGAUAUUAUAAAUUAUAUCAAACUAAAUUAAAAUUGACUAAAAUGAAUAGAAAAACUCGAAAUGAUCAUUUAUUAUUUACACGUCAGUCUAUUAUGGAGAAAUUUGGACGAUUGACUGAUGGUGAAAAACAGUUGUUCUACUUUAGUGCAACUAGAGCAGCCUAUUUAAUGGCUUCAACUCAAUCUCAUCACAAAUUACCUGAUGGUACACAUUUUCGUUUGAUCAGUUCGAAAAAUGCUCAACCAUUGGAUUAUGUGACGAUCAAUAAUUCAUUUAUUGACAAUAAUUUGUGCGAUCCUACAAAAGAAGUUACAAAUCAGAGUGAAAUAUCAAUGCCUACAAAUAUUCCCAUAAAUUUCAAUCAUAUUACUGAACAGACAAAAAAAUGUUCACCAUAUACACUUCCUACAUUUAUUGAUUGGAAUGCAGUUGUUCGAGAUAGACAUGGACCAUUUUGGCCACAAAAUUAUGGACCUAUUUGUCAAACACAAUGUAAUUUACAUAGAGGAGCAAAUAAUCAAAAUGACCGUGAUAGUAACAUUAAUAAACCAAUCAUUCCUAAUUAUACAGAAGAAAUUAAUCAACUUAAAAAUAAACAACCUCAAUUCAAAGGAAUACGAGUUGUUUUCGAUUCAGAAUGUAGUCCUUGUUUAUCAGAAACUUUGAGUUCCUCAUCAUCAACAACAUCUUGUUCCGUAGAUAUACAACAAUUAGUCAAAGAUUUAGCCAACACACAACAAUGGACUCCACCAUGUCUGAUGUUUGAAUCAAGAUUUGAAUCAGGAAAUCUACGGCAAGUUAGACGAAUAGGUCCAUUUCAUUAUGAAUUAUUAUUGAAACCGGAUUUAUAUACAAAACGUCAUGUACAAUGGUAUUUUUUUCGUGUACAAAAUAUACUACCUGGUUUUACUUAUACAUUUGUAAUUGUAAAUUUUACAAAACCAACAAGUUUAUAUUCUGAAGGUUUACAACCUUUGUUGUAUUCAAAAAUUGAUUUUCAACAAAAUGGUAAGAAAUGGAUACGUGUUGGAAGAAAUAUCAAAUAUACACGUAAUACAACAAAUUUAUCCAAUCAUUUACUUGACAUAAAUGGAGAAUAUUAUCAAUUGGAAUGGGAAAUGGAAUUUCCUUAUGCUAAUGAUAUUUGUCAUUUGGCCUAUUCAUAUCCAUACACAUAUACAAAUUUAAAAUCUGAUUUGAACGAAUUACUUAUCAAAGUAAAACAAAACGACGUAUUAAAUAAAACAAUGAAUUGUGAAGUAUUAUGUCAAACUAGAGCUGGUAAUUCAUGUUUUCUAGUGACUAUAACUGAUCAAGACAUACCGAAUAAAGAUAAAUUUGCAGUUGUAAUCACUGCACGUGUACAUCCUGGUGAAACAAAUUCCAGUUGGAUAACUCUUGGAUUAUUACAAUUUUUAACAAGCAAUCAAACAAUUCCAGUCGCAUUGAAAAAACAAUAUGUUUUCUAUAUUAUUCCAAUGUUGAAUCCUGACGGUGUAAUUGUCGGGAACUAUCGAUGUUCAUUGUCAGGUAGAGAUUUAAAUCGUAAUUAUCGUCAACCGAAAAAAGAAAUAUUUCCAACUGUAUGGACAGUGAAACAAUUUGUAAAAUGGUGUAAACAGAUUUAUAAAGAUGUUAUUUAUUUCGAUAUGCAUGGACAUAGUCGACGAAAUAAUAUAUUCAUGUAUGGUUGUGAUCCAUUAUACAGACAAUCGAAAUUAUUCAAUAAUAAUAAUAAUAAUAAUAAUAAUACUAAGCAAACAUUACAUGAAAGAAUACUUCCAUAUAUAGUAUCUCAACAAGCGAAAAUGUAUUUUUCAUUUCCGUUUUGUCGAUUCAAUGUACAUCCAAGUAAAGAAGCUACAAGCAGAGUGGUAUUCUGGCGUGAAUUUGAAUUAAUUAAUAGUUUCACUUUAGAAGCAACAUUUAAUGGUUCAACUUUACAAAAUAAUAAUUAUCUAAUGAAAUUUGAAGUGGAUGAUUUUUUGAAAAUGGGUGAAAUGUUAGGCUAUUCAUUGUAUAAAUUUCAUGAAGUCUUAUCUAAUCCAUUAGUACUUAGACAAACUCUAACAAAUUUAGCAAAACAAACAUUUACCAAUCUUUUGAUGACAAAAAUUCCAUGGACACCUUCGAAUAAAAUCGUUGAAGAGGAUAAAGAUAAUCAAUCAAUCUUCAGUAAAAUAACCCGUGCUUUCCUAUCAACCGAUUUACGAUUAAAAGAUUUUAUCAAACAACAUUUACAUUCUGCUAAUGAGACAUUGUUUACAUCGACCAAUGAUAGUUCAACAGCAUCAGAAAAUGCAUCGAUUUCAUUGAACGGUGUCGAUUGCACUGCUUCUGCUGACGAUGAUGACGAGAACGAUGACGAGGAUGAGGAUGAUGAUCAGAAUGAUGUUGAUAGAAUGGAUAGUUCACUGGAACAACUAUCUAAUGCAAUUCAUUUGUUAGAAAACUCAACAGAAUUUCCGGGUAUUCAGUUGAAUGAAGAUGAAUUAAAUUCUACAAAAGAUGAAGAUUUGAAUUGUACAUCAGAUUCAAAUUCAGACAGUGAACCAGAAAUGUCAAUAACUAUUCAAAACUCUCUAAAUCAACAUCAUAGUUUACGAGGUGAUGAUAUAAUUUUCACCAAUGAAGAACAAAAUAUCCUCCUAUUAGAUCAAACAAAACAAUUAAAAUUAUCUGAUGACAAUCCAAAUGACAAUUUAAACAAAUCACAUAAAUUGAAAAGAAGAAAGAAGAACAAAAAGAAGAAGUUACAAGCACUUCGUCAUCAUCAUCAUCAUCGCAUUUUUCCAAUGCAAAAAUAUUCAUCUAAGAAUUUGGCAUCAAUUGAUAAUCAAACUACUUACAAUUCCAUACAAAAUUCAAAAUUAUUAUCAUCCUCCUCAUCCUCAUCAUCACCACCAGCAUGCCUAGCAGUAGUAGAUGAACAAAGAGAUUGUGAUAAUAAAUUAUUCAAGUGUGAGAUGAUGAAACAAAAAUCUCAGAAUGAUAAAGAAUUAUUGAAUCGAAGAUUUUAUUAUCUGAAUAAAUAUGCUGGACAAUCAAAUCAUGGUAUACCAUGUUUUGUUGAAGAAAGACUAUUUCAUCGUUCAUGUCAGCGAAUUCGUACAGUUUGGGAAAAUACCGAUCUAACUAAAUCACAAACAAUACACGCACAACGAAAAUUUGUAGAACGAUUUAUAAAAAACUUAGAAAUGAAAAUUGUCAAAUUAAAAACUACUGACAAUCUUCUAUUGAAUAGUGGUGAUAUGUUAACAUAUUUAAAACAAAUCCUAUCGGAAGCUAAACAUCAACUACAAUUAAUUCAAAGUCAGCUAAUACCAAUAGCUGAUAAAAUUCAACCAUACAAAUCAAGCAUGAUGAUUCAACAUGAAGUGACAACAACAAUAAACACAAAUGACAACAAUACAAUACAACCACCAUGUCCACCAUCAUCAUUACCAAUCUUUACUUCAACAAGUCGUCAAAUAAAAACUCAAUCAGCGGUAAUAACCACUGCAUGGAAAGAUACUAAUGUAAAAAGAAAUUUGUCAAAAACCGAAGGAAAUGAAAUAAAUAUUGAUAAUAAUAAUAAUAAUAAUAAUUUAAAUCCUCGAAGUAGAUCAUGCAGCCUGUUUGUUCGACAUAAUCGGAAUAAUAAUUAUCAUUACAAUAAUAAUAAUAAUAAUAAUAAUAAUAAUAAUAGUAAUAACGAUAAUAGUAAUAAUAAUAAUAAUAAUAAAUUUCUCCAACUGCCUAAAAUUGUUGAAACGAUAUCGGAAAAGAGUUUUAUUGAUCAUUCCAAUAUGCCUAAUGGUAUAGAGACAUGA
Molecule: messenger RNA, 5269 nt
Organism: Schistosoma turkestanicum
Lineage: Eukaryota; Metazoa; Platyhelminthes; Trematoda; Strigeidida; Schistosomatidae
Source: the annotation of a GenBank genome assembly